This is a messenger RNA of Microcebus murinus (gray mouse lemur), 5585 nucleotides long. RefSeq names its product ArfGAP with GTPase domain, ankyrin repeat and PH domain 2 (gene AGAP2). Gene Ontology annotation, cellular component: nucleus. Gene Ontology annotation, biological process: negative regulation of neuron apoptotic process; activation of GTPase activity. Lineage: Eukaryota; Metazoa; Chordata; Mammalia; Primates; Cheirogaleidae. Gene Ontology annotation, molecular function: GTP binding; GTPase activator activity; GTPase activity. The record is from RefSeq and is a predicted model, not a curated record.
CCACGGGUGCACACAUGGUGUGCCCCACAUCUUCAGAGCACAUGCCUGAUCCAGAGCUUGCAAAAAAUGACAAAGGGAGGAGUCUGGGAUGUGAGUAAAUGAGGAGAAGGGGGAGUAUGCAUAUUUUCACUCCAGGGUGGGUUGAUCCAUAACAAUUAUUUAGUGCUUUGACACAUCAUCCUUUUCAUGGAGGUGAGGAAAGACAGAAUUCUUCUCUCCCCUAGGAUAAAAAAGCAGUAUCAGUAGAAACAAAAAAGAUAAACUUCCAGUCAACCGCACAGGAUGAUUUGUGUCUUCUUAGAUUCUAUGACUGCCUAAGUAGUAUAGUCUUAAGCCUAGUCAGACUGCAUGGGUUCCAACUUUGCCACUUACUAACUGUGUAUCCUUUGGCCAAGUACUUACAUUCUCUGUGACUGUUUCCUCAUCUGUAAAAUUGGGAUAAAUAACAAUAUACCUACCUCUUGGGUGGUUAAUGUAUGUAAAGUGCUUAGAACGGUACCUGGCACAUGGUAAACACUCAAUCUUAGUUUUUACUCUUCAGGCCAUUUUACAGGUUCCAGUGGGUAAUCCCAACCUCAAUUGCUUCAUCUCCAACUACACAGAUAUUCACAUAUUUAUAAUUUCCUGUCCUUCAUAAAUUAGUAUCUAGAAGAUAUGCAGAAGAGACACUUGGCCAGGCCAGAGAGGUUUCAGUCUUGAAACAAAGUAAUUAGGUUCAAACUACCUACCACCUCCAACCUCCCACUCCCUUGCUCCCAGCCCCAGCCCCUUCCCACCUGCAGCCCCCAUCCUUGUUCUCUCCUUCAUUUCUUCAACCACCCUCUUCUCUUUCCCAUCCUAAAUCAAGGGCAGGACAGUGGGAUUAGGGAGAAGGGGAACCAGCUGGCAAGCAUCUUGGUUGUGUGUUGUAGUCAAAAGGGUACCAAUAUUAUAAUCAGAAGAUCUGGAUCCAUGUCUUUGACCUCUUACUACCCUCUUUGAGCUUCAGUUUCCUUUUAUGCAGAAUAGAGAUAAAUAAUCCUACCCCUCAGGCCUGUCAUGAGGAUAAAAUAAGUGAAAGUGUGUUGUAAACUAUUAAAUUUAUAGACAUGUUAAUUAUUAUGAAAAUAAUUGAACAUGCAGCAUGGGGGUUUUAUCUUGGGCCUGUUAAACAGGAGGUGGUCACAGUGGGUAGCUAACCAAGGAAGGGUUGUGUUGCAGGGCACAUUGGGCUGUGUAGACAGGCUGGUGAGUACAAGUAUAUACUAGAAUGCAGGGCUUUGAGGGUGACAGACCAAGUGUGUGUGUAUUCCUGUGAGAGUUUGAGACAACACAAAUCUGCAGGUCACCAAGAGUUUGGGAUUGCACCUGGGACCUGGCUCACCACAUUCUCCCGGAACCAACACCCAUUUUAAUUAACCACCUCCCACAGGAGGCCCUGGGCCAGAUACUUGUUAAGGUCUCUCCAUCCACCUGGCUGGGAAAUCCUAGCAGAGGCUGGCUGGCAGGGCUGAUAGGCUAACACUAGGGGGGGUGUGAGGUACAGGAGGCAGAGCUGUCCCAGGCUGUGGGUUUGAAACUCACCAGUCAGGAAGUGAGGCCGACAGACAGACGGAAGGGCGGGCAGGGGCGGGGAGUUCUGGGGCAAAGCAGAAGGGGCCUUCUGGGGUUCGGGGGCUGCAGGGCCAUGGGCUUCAGGGCCAGAGGUUGCUGUUAGCCUGGCAAGACUGGUCUGGGCAACAUGCAUGCCCAGAGGCAGUUGGCUGUAGCCGCAGUGAGAGCAGAAGUCAGACGACAUGAGGUGGCCAAGCAGGCUCUAAGUCGCCUCAGGAAGCUGGCAGAGAGGGUGGACAACACUGAACUUCGGGACAGCAUCCAGGUCUCACUGGACAGCAUACGAGAGGCCGUGGUCAAUAGCCAGGAAUGGACUUUGAGUCGCUCCAUUCCUGAACUGCGCCUGGGUGUGCUGGGUGACGCCAGGAGUGGGAAGUCAUCGCUCAUCCACCGAUUCCUGACGGGCUCAUACGAGGUGCUGGAGAAGACAGAGAGUGAGCAGUACAAGAAAGAGAUGUUGGUUGAUGGACAGACUCAUCUGGUGCUAAUCCGAGAAGAAGCUGGGGCACCUGAUGCCAAGUUCUCAGGCUGGGCAGAUGCGGUGAUCUUCGUCUUCAGCCUGGAGGAUGAGAACAGUUUCCAGGCCGUGAGCCGUCUCCAUGGGCAGCUGAGCUCCCUUCGGGUGGAGGGACGAGGAGGCCUGGCCCUGGCACUGGUGGGGACACAAGACAGGAUCAGUGCUUCCUCCCCUCGGGUGGUGGGCGAUGCUCGUGCCCGGGCUCUGUGCGGGGAAAUGAAACGCUGCAGCUACUAUGAGACUUGUGCAACCUAUGGGCUCAAUGUGGAUCGGGUCUUCCAGGAGGUGGCCCAGAAAGUGGUGACCUUACGCAAACAGCAACAGCUUCUGGCUGCCUGCAAGUCCCUGCCCAGCUCCCCAAGCCACUCAGCUGCUUCCACCCCUGUAGCUGGGCAGGCUAGUAACGGGGGCCACACUAGCGACUACUCUUCUUCCCUCCCAUCCUCACCCAAUGUCGGUCACCGGGAGCUCCGAGCCGAGGCAGGUGCAGUGGUUGGAUUGAGCACCCCAGGGUCUCUACACCGAGCAGCCAAGCGCAGGACGAGCCUUUUUGCGAAUCGUCGGGGUAGUGACUCUGAGAAACGGAGCUUGGACAGUCGGGGAGAGACAACAGGGAGUGGGCGAGCCAUCCCCAUCAAACAAAGCUUCCUAUUAAAGCGAAGUGGCAAUUCCUUGAACAAAGAAUGGAAGAAGAAAUACGUGACCCUGUCUAGUAAUGGCUUCCUACUCUACCACCCCAGCAUUAACGAUUACAUCCACAGUACUCAUGGCAAGGAGAUGGACUUGCUACGAACAACAGUCAAAGUCCCUGGCAAGCGGCCCCCAAGGGCCAUCUCUGCUUUUGGCCCCUCAGCCAGCAUUAAUGGGCUGGUCAAAGACAUGAGCACUGUCCAGAUGGGUGAAGGCCCUGAUGCCACAACUCCCAUGCCAAGCCCAAGCCCCAGCCCCAGUUCCCUGCAGCCACCACCAGACCAGACAUCCAAGCACUUGCUGAAGCCAGACCGGAAUUUGGCCCGAGCCCUCAGCACUGACUGCACCCCAUCUGGAGACCUGAGCCCUCUGAAUCGAGAACCCCCUCCUUCUCCCAUGGUGAAGAAGCAGAGGAGGAAAAAACUGACAACACCAUCCAAGACUGAAGGCUCAGCUGGGCAGGCUGAAGAGGAAAACUUCGAGUUCCUGAUCGUGUCCAGCACUGGUCAGACGUGGCAUUUUGAGGCGGCCAGUUUUGAGGAGCGGGAUGCUUGGGUCCAGGCCAUCGAGAGUCAGAUCCUAGCCAGUUUGCAAUGCUGUGAGAGCAGUAAGGUCAAGCUGCGCACUGACAGCCAAAGCGAAGCCGUGGCCAUCCAGGCGAUCCGGAACGCCAAGGGGAACUCUAUCUGUGUGGACUGCGGGGCCCCCAACCCCACGUGGGCCAGCUUGAACCUGGGCGCACUCAUAUGCAUCGAGUGUUCCGGCAUCCACCGCAACCUGGGCACACACCUGUCCCGCGUUCGCUCUCUCGACUUGGACGACUGGCCGCGGGAGCUGACCCUGGUGCUGACGGCCAUUGGCAACGAUAUGGCCAACCGCGUGUGGGAGAGCGACACGCGGGGUCGCGCCAAGCCCACGCGGGACUCUUCCCGGGAGGAGCGUGAGUCGUGGAUUCGCGCCAAGUACGAGCAGCUGGUGUUCCUGGCGCCGCUGGGCACCACCGAGGAGCCCCUGGGCCGCCAGCUGUGGGCCGCGGUGCAGGCCCAGGAUGUGGCCACCGUUCUCCUGCUUCUGGCCCAUGCGCGACACGGGCCACUGGACACCAGCGUAGAAGACCCGCAGCUCCGCUCCCCACUGCACCUGGCGGCCGAGCUCGCCCAUGUUGUCAUCACGCAACUGCUGCUGUGGUACGGCGCAGACGUGGCGGCCCGAGACGCGCAGGGCCGCACGGCGCUGUUCUACGCCCGCCAGGCUGGAAGCCAGCUGUGCGCCGACAUCCUUCUCCAGCACGGCUGCCCGGGCGAGGGCGGCAGCGCAGCCACCACGCCCAGCGCGGCCACCACGCCCAGCAUUACCGCCACGCCCAGCCCCCGCCGCCGGAGCAGCGCCGCCAGCGUGGGCCGCGCCGACGCCCCGGUUGCGCUGGUAUAGUUGCCCACCGGGACAGACACCCCCACCCCCUCGCGGGCCGGGCACGCCACACCGGGCGGACCGCUGGACAGAUGUACCCACCCACCUCUCCAAUCCGCACCCUGCCCCACGGGAGCACUUCCUACCCCCACGAAGACACAGCCCCCACGCCUCCCAGAAGACACAAACUCACCUCCCUCUCCCCAACGAGGCACGGAGACCCCAGCUCAACACGCCCCCUGUCCACUGUUCCACACUCGGAUUGCUCUGGGUCUGCCCGCUAGGUGUUUGCGGAACGGGACCCCCGCCGCGGUUCGGGCUCCUGGGCGCUUGGACCGUGCCCGCUUGCACCCCCUAGGGGCGGGAAAAAGACCCAGUCUUGCCUGUGCUCAACUAUCCCUAGGCGGGAGCCCAUACCCAGGCUGGCUCCUGGGGCGACGCCACGCCAGAGGGAGGGGUUAGUAUGUAGGUAGGGCUAGCCCUGGGACUCGGGGCCAAUUCGGGGACCCCCCCUUCCAUGCUGAUCUCACUGCCCAAUAAAGGGGGGAAGGGCAGCGAGGGGCAGGACCCCUGCUGCUUACGGGGGUAGGGGGUCCCCAACCCUUUCCGUGAAAGGGACCAUGAGGAGUGGAAAUUAGGACGUUCCCCUAACACCUACCCAUGGAUGGAAGCUAAAGGGCUGGGGGGGAGCAAGAGCCUGGGUCCCUCCUCACUACUAUCUCGGGAGGGAGAAGGGAUGGAGCUGGAGUGGGCUAAGGGGGCUGGGGGAGUCUUGUAAUUUAUUGCUUUGUUCCCCAACAUGGGGGCAGGGGCGGGCAGGGGCGUGGGGAGGGCGUUUUGGGGUAAGGGAAGCCAAGGGUGGGCAGGGGGUGGGGUGGGGUGGGGGUGCUCUCGGGUUGUGAGUGUCUGUGACCGUGACUGCGUACCUGUGACUGUGCAGCGCCCGUGGUGAUCUGGGGUAGGGGGCACCCCUACAAUGGGACCCCUCCCCCAUUGUUCUCCUGUCCAGCCCCUCCCUCCCACCGGAGCAGCUCCAGACCCAUCCCUCACCCUCCUGGUCCCUCCCAGCCAGGGCUGAGAGGAUGUGAGGUGACUGGGAGGGUUUCCAGGCUCCCUUCCCCAUCCCCAGAAGGGGGGUGGUGGGGUGGACUUACCUGGCCCAGCCCUGCCUCCCUCAAUCAACCCAGCUCUUGGGCUGUCUGUGUCAGUGGUUUCCGGUCUUUUUUUUUUUUUUUUCUGGCUAAAAUAUUUUGCAAAGGACCAGGUAAUUGGGGAGGGGAGUGGGAUGGGGGCAGGGGGGAAUGCCCCCCUCAUCUCCUCGGAGGCAGGUGGUGUGAAUCUUUAACAGCAAUUAAAGAGGAAGUGAUUUUGUCUA